Liolophura sinensis is the source of this 357-nucleotide messenger RNA. RefSeq names its product salivary glue protein Sgs-3-like. Bases 1 to 357 code for a protein of 118 amino acids. The record is from RefSeq and is a predicted model, not a curated record. Lineage: Eukaryota; Metazoa; Mollusca; Polyplacophora; Chitonida; Chitonidae. The transcript has a single exon.
AUGAUACAGAAAUCCACACCGCCUCCAGCUGAAGGAAAUCUCAGCCUACCACAAUCUACAAUAAAAUACCAGCCCACUACACCCAGCUACAGGAAAUCUCAGCCCAUCACACCCAGCUACAGGAAAUCUCAGCCCACCACAUCCAGCUACAGGAAAUCUCAGCCCACCACAACCAGCCACAGUAAAUCUCAGCCCAUCACACCCAGCUACAGGAAAUCUCAGCCCACCACACCCAGCUACAGGAAAUCUCGGCCUACCACAACCAGCUACAGAAAAUCUCAGUCCAACACACCCAGAUACAGAAAUCCACACCGCCUCCAGCUGAAGGAAAUCUCAGCCUACCACAAUCUACAGUAA